Molecule: messenger RNA, 1573 nt
Organism: Sarcophilus harrisii (Tasmanian devil)
Lineage: Eukaryota; Metazoa; Chordata; Mammalia; Dasyuromorphia; Dasyuridae
Gene: CYREN
Product: cell cycle regulator of NHEJ
Exons: 3
Coding region: 1090-1551 (153 amino acids)
Biological process (GO): negative regulation of double-strand break repair via nonhomologous end joining; double-strand break repair via nonhomologous end joining
Cellular component (GO): nucleus; cytoplasm
Source: RefSeq, a predicted model, not a curated record
GAGAGCGGAUAGGGGCCAGCCUGGGGCCCGGGCCCUGAGGGGAUGGGCCGAGGAGCGGGGGAGGGGGUCCUACUGAAUCCGCCGGAUUCUGGGGGACAGCCUGAGCCGGCGGCGGCGGCGUAGGAGCCUCACUAAGAACAGGAGAUCCCCGAACUGCGAGGCGGGGGCGUGGAUCUCUGCCAGCCGGCCUAGGCCGGAGCGUGACCGACGCCUUGGCUCAGUCAUCUCCCGCCCCAGGGCCUCUUUCUCUCUGACGGGGCUGCAGUAGGUGGACGCGGCCUGCUGCGUCCCGCCGGCCUCCCCUCUCCUCCCGGCCCCCGGCCACCUGACGGGACCAGCCGCGGGCACGUGCAAGGAGAGUUUCGGCACCGCACCGCGGCUGCCGCGGCCAGGCCCGUCUGCUAAACCUCUCCAUCCCCGCCCUAAGUCUAACGUUUCUGAGACUGUCAUCGAAUCGAAUGCCCCUUCCAGUUCAUUUAUAGAUAAGGAAGCUGAGGCAGAGGGCGAAGUGAGGGGUCAGCCGGAGCGCCCGGGGCUGGAUUGGAACUCGGGGAAGGCCCGGCACUUCCUCCCAUGAUCCCCCAGGCCUCCCCAGCAAGGUGGUGCAGGAGGGACAGGACAUUGUGGCGGUCCCAUCUGGGAGGGGCCUGCGGCCGGGGGCACCGGAAGGAAGACCAGGAAGGUCCCCGCCGCAGUGAGGUGCCGAGCUAGAAGGGAACGAACGCUGAAGCCAAGUCCCAGUCGGUGCAUAGGGUCACUAAGUACUAUACACGAGGCUACAAUGGCCAGACAAAAUCUCUUCUGCGAAGCCUUCCUUGAUACCCUCUGCCACGGAUGAUCCCCUUUGAACUCUGUUGUUAACUUUGUGGCGCUUAUUUUAUUUAGAAGCAGUGUUUGUUAACAUAGAAGGCACUUCUACCUUAUGUUAGGCAGGUGCGUGCUAAGAAAACAGAUUUUAUUUUUGUUACUCUGACAGGUGAUUGGCUUUUGCUACCUUGAAACAAGAGCCGCCAGUGGGUGUCAUCUUCACCUGUGGCGCUCUCUGCAUCCUGAGCACUCUGCCUGGCUCGGGCCUGGGAGUCUGGAGCAAUGGCAAAUGGACAGCCUGAAAGUAAAAAGAGGGACCUUCCUCCAUGGAUGACAGCCCAGGUAACUGAGAGGAAAUCAGUCCCAGUAUGGAAAUCAACUAAGAGGAGAAAAACCAUGGUACAGUCAGCAGAUAAAUCAGCCAGUCUUCUCCCUGUACGAACGGUGUACUUCAUGAAUGAAAGUGAAUUGGUGGACAUUGCUCUGGGUAUCUUGGUUGAGUGCGGUAAACAGGAAAAGCCUUUGGAGCACACAUUCCUGCUGGGAACUGAUAAGGCCCAAACCACACAGCCUGAAUCCCCCUGGGCUUCUGAGAGCAGUAGUGAUGGAGAGGAGGAGGUGAAUGAUACCCCUCAGACAAGUCCCUCAAGCAAGCAGGAGUAUUCAGCCUCUGGCCACAAAAAAAAUUCAGAAGAUGAAGAUGACGAUGCAUUAAAAUAUGUGAAGGAGAUAUUUUUCAGUUGAUAAAUAAAUCAAGAUAAAUGAA